CUGCUGUCGUCUCUAUUUUUUUUUUUUUUAAUUUUGUUGUUGAAGCAAUCGACCAUGGAGACGGAGCUCAAAGAUCUAUUCGAGGCGGCAAAGAAAGCGGCGGACGCCGCCUUCACUAACAGCGGUGCCGGAGAUUAUUCGGCGGAUGAAGAUCGCUGUAUUGAUGCCUUAAAAGCGCUAAAAAAGUUUCCUGUUAACUAUCAAGUUCUUGUUUCCACUCAGGUGGGGAAGCGGCUUCGUCAACUAACGAAACACCCUCGAAAGAAGAUCCAGUCUCUAGCUUCUGAGCUAGUCGAAAUCUGGAAAAAUAUAAUACUCGAAGAGACAUUAAAGAAUAAGAAAAAUGGUAGCUCGGAUACCAAAGAAUCCGUAAAACCCAAGCAAGUGCAAAGAGUGAACUCAAUCAAGGUUGAGAAAAACAGUCGUAGUGCCACAUCAUCAUCGUCAGACAAAAAGGUUAAUGUUGGCAAAGUCGAAAAGCGAGAAGACAUUAAAGUCGAGCGCGUUACCAAAGAAGAAAAUAAUCGAACAAACAAACCUGCGGUUAACAGUGUGGCCCCACCAAAACUGACUUCUCUUGUUUAUUGUAAGGAUCCUGUACGAGACAAGAUUCGCGAACUUCUUUCAGAGGCGUUAUGCAAAGUUUCGGAGGAGGUUGAGGACGAAUUACGCGAUGAAGCGGAAGCAUCUGAUCCAUACAGAGUCGCCGUUUCAGUGGAGUCUGCGAUGUUCGAAAAGUGGGGGAGAUCCAACGGUGCGCAGAAGUUUAAAUACCGAUCAAUAAUGUUCAACAUUAAGGAUCCGAAAAAUCCGGAUUUUAGAAGAAAAGUGUUGUUAGGGCAUGUGAAGCCGGAUCGGAUUCUGGAGUUGACCCCUGAAGAGAUGGCGAGCACCGAACGACAAAUGGAGAAUGUGAAAAUCAAGGAGAAAGCGUUGUUCGACUGUGAACGAGGUGGGCCGCCAAAAGCUACGACCGAUCAGUUUAGGUGCGGUCGAUGUGGGAAAAGGAAGUGCACUUAUUAUCAGCUGCAGACUAGGAGUGCUGAUGAACCUAUGACGACGUUUGUAACGUGUGUGAACUGUGACAAUCAUUGGAAGUUCUGUUGAGGAACUCUUGUCAUUAGUAGAUUUGAGUUGAAUGGAUCUGAUUAGAUCUCUUCUGAGCCGCCCUUUCUCAGGUGAUGUAAACUUUGGAACUGUUAUAGUUUUAUUAUUCAGAUUUUCUGUUAUAGUGAGAGGUAGGUGUUUGUCUGCAGUUGUGAUAACUUGCCUUAUUUGAAACAUUUAGUUAUAUUUUCGUACCAUAUCUGUGUUGUAUUGGAUUCCUGGUGUUACUUUGUGCUUUCUGGUAA
Helianthus annuus (common sunflower) is the source of this 1352-nucleotide messenger RNA. Its product is annotated as transcription elongation factor TFIIS. Gene Ontology annotation, biological process: transcription elongation by RNA polymerase II; DNA-templated transcription. Gene Ontology annotation, cellular component: nucleus. The record is from RefSeq and is a predicted model, not a curated record. Gene Ontology annotation, molecular function: zinc ion binding; nucleic acid binding. Bases 55 to 1107 code for a protein of 350 amino acids. The transcript is spliced from 2 exons. Lineage: Eukaryota; Viridiplantae; Streptophyta; Magnoliopsida; Asterales; Asteraceae.